Messenger RNA from Hibiscus syriacus, 2101 nucleotides. RefSeq names its product type IV inositol polyphosphate 5-phosphatase 7-like. The coding region runs from base 299 to 1948 and encodes 549 amino acids. The transcript is spliced from 10 exons. Gene Ontology annotation, biological process: phosphatidylinositol dephosphorylation. The record is from RefSeq and is a predicted model, not a curated record. Gene Ontology annotation, molecular function: phosphatidylinositol-3,4,5-trisphosphate 5-phosphatase activity; inositol-polyphosphate 5-phosphatase activity; phosphatidylinositol-4,5-bisphosphate 5-phosphatase activity. Lineage: Eukaryota; Viridiplantae; Streptophyta; Magnoliopsida; Malvales; Malvaceae.
UUCUAUUUGUCUUUGUUUACAUUUUAUCAAGGGGGCAGUAGAACACCUGAGAAUAUAUCAUCAACGUCAUAGUUUGAGCCAAAAGAAGUAACCUUUACAAAUUCAUAAAUUAUUAUUUGCUUACAAAUCUGGGCUAUAUGAAAGGUGUGUGAAACAAUGAGAGGUGGGAACAACAAGAGCAGCAAGGUUUUUUCUUUUGAAACAAAGCCAAAAACAAAACUCAUUUUGAUUCUUCAUGUCAUUUUAAUGUUUCAAGUGUGAGAUUUACUGAUUGGUUUAAGUGCUUUUUUGGCUGAUUAUGAAGCUUUCAUGGAAGACAUUGGUGAAGAAAUGGUUCAAUAUCAAGAGUAAAGCUGAGGACUUUGAUGCUGAUGAUGUUGAUUAUAGAGGUGUUGAUGAAGGUAGGAGGCACCAAUUUUCAGAGAAGGAGCCAUGCACCAUCAAGAAAAGUAGAGCAGAGAGAUCGAGCAAGAGGUAUUCGCAUCAAGCUGGGCAAGGCAAAACCGAUAUUGAUGGUUCGCAGUUUACUGAUGUGCAUAAUUAUAGGAUUUUUGUAGCUACAUGGAAUGUGGCUGGGAAAUCUCCUCCUAGUUAUUUGAAUCUUCAAGAUUGGCUUCAUACUUCUCCUCCCGCUGAUGUUUACGUUCUCGGUUUUCAAGAAAUUGUCCCUUUGAAUGCUGGUAAUGUGUUGGGAACGGAAAACAAUGGACCGGCUAGGAAAUGGCUAACUCUCAUUAGGAAGACGCUGAAUAGUCUUCCUGGCAGCAGUGGUUGUUGCCACACACCUUCACCGAUCCCCGAUCCGCUUGUGGAACUGGAUUCGGACUUUGAAGGAUCGACAAGCCAGAAAGUUUCGUCUUUCUUUCACCGCCGGUCGUUUCAAUUCUUGAGCCGUAACAUGGAGAUGGAUAACGACAUGGCAAUGCCGCAACCACAGCUUGACCGCCGCUUCAGUGUCUGCGAUCGUGUUAUCUUUGGACAUAGACCUAGUGAUUGUGACACUAAUUUCAGAUGGGGUUCCUCUGAUGAUGAAAACGGACCAGGGGAUUCACCAGGGAAUACUCAAUAUUCUCCAACGACCUAUGGUAGAUCUUUUGCCAUGGAGGAAACCAAUAGACAGAUGGGGCAUUCAAGGUACUGUCUGGUUUCCAGCAAGCAAAUGGUCGGGAUAUUUCUAACCGUUUGGGUGAAGAGUGAUCUUCGAGAUAAUGUUCGCAACAUGAAAGUGUCCUGCGUCGGCAGAGGAUUGAUGGGUUAUCUUGGAAACAAGGGAUCCAUUUCUAUUAGCAUGUCUUUGCAUCAAACUAGCUUCUGCUUCGUCUGUAGCCAUUUAACAUCCGGGCAAAAAGAGGGCGAUGAGCUGCGAAGAAACUCCGAUUUUAUGGAGAUCCUAAGGAAAACAAGAUUUCCCAGGGUUCAUGGCAUCGAAGAUGAGAAUUCUCCCCAAACAAUUCUUGAGCAUGAUCGUAUUAUAUUGCUUGGGGAUCUGAAUUAUCGGAUUGCUCUGUCAUACCGUUCUGCAAAAGCUCUGGUCGAGAUGCGCAAUUGGAAGGCGCUGUUAGAGAAUGACCAGCUUCGGAUAGAACAGAGGCGAGGCUGUGUUUUCGAUGGAUGGAGUGAAGGAAAAAUAUAUUUCCCUCCUACAUACAAAUAUUCUAAUAAUUCAGACAGAUAUGCCGGAGAGGAUAGACACCCAAAGGAGAAGCGAAGGACUCCUGCAUGGUGUGAUCGUAUACUGUGGUAUGGAAGAGGCCUAUAUCAGCUAUCUUAUGUACGUGGGGAAUCAAAGUUCUCAGAUCAUAGGCCUGUUUAUAGUGUAUUUUCGGUCGAGGUUGAGACUAUUAACAAUAGUCGAAUGAGGAAAAGCAUGAGUUGUUCCAGUGCCAGGAUCGAGGUUGAAGAGCUGUUGCCACAGCCACACAGAUAUACCGAACUCGGUUUCCUUUGAGAGAAUCUUUAACAAUUCAUAUUUCCAUGCUGUAACUCACGGAAACCGCAACAGGAUCAAGUGCGCAUUUGUACAAGCUGUUAACAGGAUAUCAUGAUGAAAGUGUGAUUCGCAUUCACUCUGGAAUUCUUACCGUUCUCUCUUUCGCAACCA